ACGAUGGCGAGCGAGGCUGACCCGUCCAGCCUCUCCGAGUAUGUCGGAUACCGGCUCACAAUCUUCGUGGGUGUCUUCAUACCCCUCCAGAUCCUCGCCGUUGCGCUGCGAUUCUGGGCGCGCAGCAUCACGCGCGGCAGCAGCUACGGCCUGGACGACUGGCUCGUCCUCGUCAGCCUGCUCUGCCAGUUGGUCGCUUGCGGCAUAGCCAUCGGCAGCAUAAAGCAGGCCGGCGUCGGGUACCAUGUCGUCUAUCUCGAGGAGACGAGCCCCGAGACCGUCGUGUCCUUCUUCAAGUACUUGGUGGCCAUCUCGGCUUGGUACACGAGCACGGUCAGCCUCGGCAAGCUGGCCAUCUGCUGCUUCUACCGGCGGCUCUUCCCGCAGAAGCCCGUGCACAUCGCCGUCGGGGCCACGGCCGCCGUCCUGAUCGGCAACGCCAUUGCCAGCACCAUUGCUAUCCUGGCCGCCUGCAAGCCCUUCUCCGCGAACUGGGGCUCGGCCGAGGUCCAGGCGACGCACUGCAUCAACAAGGAAGCGCUGUUUGUCUGGGGUACGCUGCCGAACAUCCUGACCGACGCCGUCUUGCUGGCGGUGCCGAUCCCCAUUGUCUUGCGCCUGCACGCCUCCAACGGGCUGAAGGUGGGGCUCUUGGCCACUUUUCUCUUCGGAAGCAUCGGUCUCAUCGCAUCCAUUCUACGCUUCGUGGCGUUCCACAACACAAACUCCUUCACCGACGCCACGUUCAACGCGGCCGAGCUCAUCAUCUGGACCGUGUGCGAGCCCGGCAUCUACCUGAUCGCCGCGUGCCUGAUGGUCUACCGGCCGCUGCUCGAGAAGUUCCACAUCAUCAGCCCCUCGGGCAGCAAGAGCGGCACGGGGCCCGGCCAGUCCGGCGGCGCGUCGGCCCACCACGUGUCGUCCACCUCCCGGAGCCGCGGGCUGGGCUACCUGGCGGAGGCGAGCGCGCGCGGCAUCCCGCUGCGCUCCAAGGACGGCAACGGCCGCUUCGAGUCGCUCGAGGACCGCGCGAGCGACGAGCACCCCUUCAAGCACAGCGGCGCCAUCACCGAGACCACCUCGGUCCAGCUGUCCUGGGAGCACGUUCCGCCGGGGACGCGCCCGUAUGGAGCGGCGGCGUGGGAGCCCUAGUGUCUCAGGAGUGGGGGGGGGGGGGGGAGGGGCGCGCCCCGGUGGAGAGAGAUGAUGGGCGCUGUGCCCGGCUGUGCCACGGGGCAUGUAACUUCGUGUAACGGUGAUCACUUGUACAUAUGUAUGAAUACUUCCGGUCAUGGCCUCUUGUACGCU
Molecule: messenger RNA, 1308 nt
Organism: Thermothielavioides terrestris NRRL 8126
Lineage: Eukaryota; Fungi; Ascomycota; Sordariomycetes; Sordariales; Chaetomiaceae
Exons: 3
Coding region: 4-1152 (382 amino acids)
Source: RefSeq, a predicted model, not a curated record